AUGCCAUUUCAGACAGUCACAGCAAUGAGUGACAUCUAUGUGAAUAAGGAGGAUUUCUACUGUUCAUCUACAUUGUCAUCUUCCAUGAAACAGGGAAGGCAGAUAAAAUCACGCGAAACCACCCUAAAACAUGAGACACAAGUAGAAAAUGACUAUAUGAAUCUUGAAGACUUGAGUGUAUGUACUUCUGCCUCUGCCAGCAACCCUAAAACUAAGGAGAGCAGCUUUUCAAUCGAAGAACGAGAACAAAGUCCAUGUCAUAAGAGAAAGGAAGGAUGCUGUGGUCUGUCUGCUGGUUCUUGCUGUUGGCUGGUGAUGUCUCUUUUUGUGUUGCUGGUUAUUUUAUUGGUUGCCUUUGUAAUUUUCAUUAUAAAUGCUGAAAAUAAAUUACAGGAUAUGAAAAUGACCAAUGUCAACUUAUCAGCAAGUCAAUUCUCCAUAACAGAGGAGCUCAGCCAGCUGAGGCAUAACUUCACCUAUUUGUCAUCAGAACACCUGAGUCUUCAAAUUAGUUACAGCAGACUUUUAGACAAAAAGUGUCCAGUUUGUCCGCAAGGAUGGCAGACUCAUAAUUCAUCAUGUUAUUACAUCUCCACUGAUAAAAUGAAUUGGACUGCUAGUCGAGAUGACUGCAUAGCUAAAGGAGGGCAUCUGGUGAUAAUUACUGAUGAAAUGGAGCAGGUGUUUUUGAAUAAACUUGUCAACAACUCUCAGGCUUGGAUUGGUCUCUCUGAUAUAAAACAAGAAGGAACGUUUUUUUGGGUAGAUGACACAACUCCCACAAGGAGCUAUUGGACAGAAGGACAGCCUGAUGAUUGGAAAGUCAUUAAUCCGACUGGAGAGGACUGUGUUCAUUUAAGACCUUGGGCACACCCACUCAACACCUGGCAUGAUAUACAUUGUGAUAGCAGCAUAAAAAGAAUUUGUGAAAAAAAUGCAAUUUCUUAAGUUGUGUUUAAGCAGAUGCUCACUAUAACAUUAACUUCACAAUCCAUUUCUGUUUAGGUUUAAUCACAUGAGCUUGAUGGACUGAAUGGUCUUCUCUGAUUUGGCAGUCUUCUUAUACUGUUAUAUAGUCUCGGGUUAUUGUUACCACUGCACCAUAACAAAGUCUGCAUGUGGAUUUUAAACUUCUUUGUUAUUGAAUUUUAAGACAUGACAGUUCACUUUUUGCAGUGUUUCCAGCAGCAGAGUAAUUGAAUACCCUAAUGCAUUGUUUAUCAACUUUGUUUAGGUGAUAUGAUGGAGCAACAGUGGUUAGCACCUCUCCUGUACAGCUCCAUAGACUUGGUUUGGAAUUCUGGCCCAGUGUGUGUCUGUGUGGAGUUUUCUUCAAGUAUUUUAGUUUUGCUUCCACAUCCUAAACACAAAUAAAAUGAGUUAAUUGGUAAAUGGUAUUAAGGACUAGAGUCCCAAUCCACUGUUGGUCCAUUCUUUGCAUCUUUAUGGUGCUGCAAGACAAAUUGCAUCCCGUCUGCCUUGAAUUAGAUUAGAAGAUUAAAGGAUGGGCACAUUAAUAUUGUUCCAAAAUGGUAGCAUGACCUCAACCCUAACCUAUUUUUAAGGAAGAGCACCUUGGUGAAGAGCAAAGUGUUGUAUGAAGAGAAUUAGACUCAUCACUAGAAAUACCAUAUAUUACAUCCAACCAUCAGUUUUUUGCAUUCACUUAUUGCAACUAUGGAUAGUGAGAAGCUGGAUCCUGCCCCAGUGGCAUCAGGUAUGAGGCAAGAGCAAGCUCCUUAACAAGCAUCGGUCCAUUGGAUCUACACUUUGCAAAAGUUUUUCAAAGAGACUAGAAUUUCACCUGCUUCAAGAUGAGAAAAAUUUUAACAGAAUCCAUAAAGAAGGAAUUCAAAAUAUUGAAUGUGUAUCUCUGUACUAUUUAAUGAUUCCAGGAAUACGGAAAAUAAUAUCAGAGCACACCUCCCUGCAUUUCUCAUCCCACAGCCUGCAGCCACUGUUUAAGACACAGAUCAUUGAGCAUCACUGAAAAGUACAUCCAUCCAUCCAUCCAUCCAUUAUCCAACCCGCUAUAUCCUAACUACAGGGUCACGGGGGUCUGU
Molecule: messenger RNA, 2063 nt
Organism: Polypterus senegalus (gray bichir)
Lineage: Eukaryota; Metazoa; Chordata; Cladistia; Polypteriformes; Polypteridae
Product: CD209 antigen-like protein D
Exons: 6
Coding region: 1-948 (315 amino acids)
Source: RefSeq, a predicted model, not a curated record